This is a messenger RNA of Melitaea cinxia (Glanville fritillary), 1970 nucleotides long. RefSeq names its product zinc finger protein 39-like. The transcript is spliced from 5 exons. Gene Ontology annotation, biological process: regulation of transcription by RNA polymerase II. Lineage: Eukaryota; Metazoa; Arthropoda; Insecta; Lepidoptera; Nymphalidae. Gene Ontology annotation, molecular function: RNA polymerase II cis-regulatory region sequence-specific DNA binding; DNA-binding transcription factor activity; zinc ion binding. Gene Ontology annotation, cellular component: nucleus. The coding region runs from base 160 to 1710 and encodes 516 amino acids. The record is from RefSeq and is a predicted model, not a curated record.
GUUAUUCAGUUAUUCAAUUGAUGUUCAAUUGUUAUUGCGUUUUGUAAUUGACAUAACACUAAACAAGAUUUGUUUACAGAAAUCAUUAAGCAAAGAACUGAACUGUUUACAGAAAAUAUCCUUUAAUAUUAUAAAUAUAUUGAAAAGUAAUAACUAAAAAUGUUUUCCGGCGAAGUUAACUUUAAAAAUAUAUGUCGUUGCUGUCAUUCCAAUGGUUGUUUUAAGAACAUCACAACGGAAUACUAUCAUUCAGGUCACAAGGAGAUUUACGAAAAUAUGCUAAGUGAAGUUUUUAAUAUAAGUAUUUUACACUACGAUCGCGGUCCGGAGAUCAGUCAGCUGAUAUGCGAGAGCUGUAUUCUCAGUAUCAGAACGGCACUUGCGUUUAAAAAUAUGGUCAUUGCCAGCGAAACGAGACUAGCUAAUUUCAUGGAGACUUCACAUAACGAUGAUAAAGAUCCACAAAAUGAAAUAGAGGAUGCCUUAAUAAAGUCCGAGGUGUGUGAAGAUGGUUACGACGACGAAGACUUUAUGGAAGUUCAAAUGAAUGAUAUUUCAGAAUUUUCAGAUAAUGAUACGAUCAGUGUAAAAGAUGAAGGAGAAGAUGAAAUUGAAACGCAAGAGAAUUUUAAUGAGGCUUGUGGGGAAACGGAGGAACAAAAUCUUGAAGAAGGUAAAAGGAAAUCAAAAAGGAAACAAGUGGAUUGUGACAAAAAUAAUGAAAAGAACUGGAUAAAGAUAGCAGAGAGACGCGGCCUUGGGCCGAUACUUCGAGAAAAUUCUCUGAAACUCCUCUCGAACUCGACAAUGUUCGUGUUCCAAUGGAAUAAAAGCUGGUGGGCGUGCUUUUGUUGCAAAGAAAGCUUUAUGGAGAUGAGCGCUUUAAAAGAACAUUACAAAGAACAUUCAAUAAAAAGCAUCGAAAAAAAAAUUAUAGCGCAGCAGAACAGAUUGUUAAAAGUUGAAAUAUCGUCGUUAAAUUGUAAAAAAUGUAAAAUUAAGUGUGAAACAAUACAAGAUCUGCGCGAACACCUAAUCGAAAAGCAUAAAAUUAAAUUUGACUCUCAGGGUGACUUGUUGAUACCUUUCAAAAUUCUAACUGACGGCUUCAAAUGUCAGAUAUGUUCGGAAACAUUUACGAUGUUCCGUCUACUAAACUUACAUAUUAAUAGACAUUAUAAAAAUCACGUUUGUCAUAUAUGCGGAGCCAGUUUUGCAAAUUUAGUUUUUCUGAAUUUACACACAACUCGAACCCAUAGAACAUACAAUUGUAGUACUUGUGACAUUAACUUUACUUCAAAAACAGAUAAAAAAAAUCACGAUAGACUCGAGCACAAUGUUGUUUUCGAAAGAAAAUUACGUUUUCCUUGCCCAUACUGCGGUGAGAGAUUCUCUCAAGAGAAUUUCAAGGUACAACACUUAGUUGAAAAGCACGGCAUCGUAAAACCGGAACAUAAAUGUCCGUUUUGUGAUAAAGUUUAUAUUACAAAGAGUUUGUGUAAUAAUCACGUUAAAAAUGUUCAUAUGAAGGAAAAGAAGCACGAGUGCGAUGUUUGUCACAAUCUAUUUUAUACGAAGUCCGAUGUGACGCGGCAUAGAGUUACUCACACCGGGGAAAAAAAAUUUACCUGUUCUCUAUGUAACAAUACGUUUUCCACGCGUGAUUCUCUCCGUAGACAUUUGAAGAGAGCGCAUGACGCGUCCAAUUAAAGUGUAUUAAAAUAUUACCACUACCGCUUGUGAAUAGAACUAAAAUCCAAAAAUCAAUCCGGGAAAAUUCCUAAAAUACUCAAUUAUAUGCCUUUUGCAAGUCCUUAAAGACGUAACAUUAGUGCUACACGUGUAAAGAAGCGUUCACUAAUAUGAAAGAUAUUAAGAUAUGACGAAGGAGAAAGCGUUUUCAACGCGUGACUCUCCGUAUACAUUUGAAGAGAACGAAUGAUAUGUCCAAUUAAAGUGUAUUAAAAAUU